AUGAAUAAUUCUGAUAUCGAAAAACUUAUUGAAAACUACGAAGAUGAUCAAUAAGUUGAAAUCAAUGAGCCUGUUACUCUUGAUUUUAAUUAGGAUAGACAAGGUCAAGUCCCUUAACAACAUCGAUUCUCAUCUUCUAAGUUUAGGGAGAGAUUAUCAUCUAUAGAUCCUAUGAAUUGGGCAAAAAAUAUUAAGAUGCCAGAAAAUAAUUAUUAUACCUAUCCUUGUAGUUUAGAGUAGGCUGAGCUCCAUAGAUAAUGCCACUAUAUUUAACCAGAUUAAGAAUUUCUUGACAAAACCAAUGCCACAGAAUGUCCUUGUUGCAAUAAGCCAUUAAACCGUAAACGUAUUAAUUUUCUCACUGUCAAUAUGUGGUAAUUGUUAGUCUAGGAUUAUGGCAUAGCAGCCCCGCUAUAUUUUACUUUUCUCAAAUUUUAGAUGUUGAUUUUUGUCUUAAUUUUUUGCAUCUAUGGCAUCUUCUUCAUAUAUGAAGUUAACUCAACAUGUGCAAAUUUUAAAGAGCAAAUAUGUUUGACUGAUGAAGAUCUAAUUAUUGAGUAUAAAAGUGCAUGUGAAUUAAAUACCAUCUACACGUUUGUAGCCAUGGAUCCUUUUCUUUCAUAAAUCGAAUGUUCUGCUAAAAUUGAUUUGGAUAAUGGGGGAAGUGGAUUUAAAUUAAUCUACAUUCAAAUAGCUGCAUUCUUAAUUUUUGUCAUCAACAUAAUGAUUCCACUACAAUAUGAAAUUAUAAUAAGAUACAAACAAAUUAAAUACUGGGACAAAGAACCAGUUAAUCAUGUCACUGAAAACAAAAAGUCAGUUUAUGUAAGACAUCUGCCAUACAAAAUGACAUCUGAAGAAAUCCAAUCAACCAUUUCUAAGGCCAUAGCCCUGAAUACCUUUGAUGAAGUGGCCAAAAAGUCAGUCCUAUUUUAAGCCAAGAAUGUAAUCUAAGAAUUGGUCUAUAUAUAUGAUAUCCACGAAGUAAACGAGAUGAACAUAGAGAGAGAAAGUGCAUUACUUGAUUUUAUGAUCACCUUGGAAUAAUUGAAAGAGUUAAAAGAGACUGGAACUAUUACCACUUAUAGCGAAAAGUAGGCUAAGACAUAUAAGACAUUCACAAAUGAAUUGCUUGAUAAUCUAUUCAAAUAAUAGUUGAAUGAUAUUGUGUACAAGACCCAAAAGAUUAAAUCCUAUUUAAAGAAUGGGCUACCCUUUACAAACAAAGUGAUCAUUAAAUUUGAAACUAAGGAACAAAGAGAGGCUGCUUACUUACAUUACAGGAAAAAAUGGUAUUAGAAUUUAUUAAUCAGAUAUGAAGUUAUGAAAUAACAAACAAAAUUGAAAGAAAUGCAGAAAACUUAAGUUGCUGAUACCUAAUCUUAUGUUGAUAGUCGAUCUGUCUCGGUUGACGACUUAUAGAUUCAGAAUCAAGAGUCUGAAAAUUAAAAAGCUAGAAUUAGUCUGUUUAAUCAAAAUACCUACUUGGCUAAAUAAUAGUUCGAUUAUAGCAAUAAAUAUGUAGAGUAAAUUCACUAUUAAAUGGGAGUCAAGAGGGGAUUCACUAUUAAUGGAAUCUUUUGGGAGAAUUUGGGUAUGGAUACUUUUAAGAGACUAAAAUUUCGUUUAAAGGCCAUAUUCACAGCUGCAAUUGCAAGCUUUUUGUUGAUGGGAAGCUUUGAAUUAAUUUAUUUUUACCAAAAUAAUCCAAAUUAAAAGGAUAAGAAAUCAUCAGGAUAAUUAUCUACUUGGGAAAAAGUAUUUGCCAACUUCUUAGCUAUUUUAGUAACAUUUCUAUCUAGUUACACAACAUUGACUAUAUUAGGUUAAAUGGCAAAGAGUAGAAGAAGUACAUUUAUAGAAGUUGAGGAAAGCAUUAUGCAUUUUUUUGUCAUAAUUUAAUACUUUCUAAUUUAAUUUUUCCCCUAUUUAGCAACUUUUGAGAUUUGGGGAGGUAAACACCAAAUUGUUGCUUGCUAUGAUUUAGUCACUUUAUCAUUACACAGAAUCAUAUUCAAAUAAUUGUUCCAUACCUUUCACAUCAGACACAGUAGAUUUUGGCUUAGAAAAAGAAAGGCUUUGAAGAAUUUCACUCCGAAAAAGUUUUUCCAAGGGUAAUUAAAUUAGAUAAUGACUCCAGCUUUUAUAUCAUAGAGAGGAAGAUAGUUUAAUAUGCUAUUUAUAUUAACAACAGCUUUAUGCCUCAUUUAUAUCUGUCCAGUUGCGGUUAUAUUUUGUCUAGCUUUUACAAUUUACAUUUUUUUUUUUGAUAAAUAUGCCAUCACUCACAAUUACUAAAUUGAUAAAAGAUUCACAAUUAAUUUAUUUAGUCAUCAAAUUAAGUGUUACUAGAUUGUAGUCUUGCCAUUUAGCAUUUAUUUGUUCCUUAGGUUGUUUUGGAGAUUCAGUUGGGUUAUUUAUGGAUCUUUAAGUGCAGGACUUGUCAUGAUUGUUAUCAUCAUCUUCAAAAAGCCAAUUGUGAAAUUCAUUAUUUUUAAAAUCUGUGGAUUGAAAAAGAAGAGACCUCAGGUUGAAUAUAGAGAACAAUCCUUCUUUAAAAGUUAUAACAAAUUCUUUGAAAGUUUAAGAAUAGAAUCCUUGACAUAAAUUUUGGUUAAUUCACUCAAAAUGAACGAAACAGAAUCAACAAAAAAUGAUUGA
Molecule: messenger RNA, 2661 nt
Organism: Paramecium tetraurelia
Lineage: Eukaryota; Ciliophora; Oligohymenophorea; Peniculida; Parameciidae
Exons: 4
Cellular component (GO): plasma membrane
Molecular function (GO): calcium-activated cation channel activity
Source: RefSeq, a predicted model, not a curated record